AUGUCUGUUUCGGCUAUGAAUGUGAGAUGUCUGGCUAGCACAAGGAUUUCAAGAUGCGACGCGCAGGAGAAGGAACGAGAGGAGGACAGGGAUGAAGAUCGGGGUCGUGCUGAAUCAAAUGAGGUGGACGAGGCAGAGAGGAUGAUGGCUAGUAGCGAUCAUGUGCCACAGCAGUCCAUGGAAGACGAACCGGAAGACAAGAACAACAAAGACGCUUCGGACGGCCAAUCCUCUCGAAGAUCAUCGCUUCCAUCUUCCCAAUCGGAAUUGGAAUCGGAAUUGGAAUCGGAAUCAGAAAAUGGCAGCGACUCUGGUAACUCUGAACACUUAUCUGAUGCCAAACCGUACACGAGUUGCAUACAAGAAGCCCAACUUUCACCGGAUGGUAGCUGCGUUUUCACGUCGGAUUACAGCCGUCAAUUUUCCGUGUAUCCCAUCUCCAACGACAUUCUGACUCAGACCAACCCCCAGCCUCUCACGCCCUACGCGUCUCUUCGCUCUGCUGAUCCCAUAUGGGCUUUUGCUGUCAACCCGCUCUUCAAUUUACAAGAUGCCAGCAGCACGACUGUGCUUAUCAGUCGGAGAGAUGCCUACAUCAGUCUGCACAACGCAUUAUGGCCUACCUCGCAAAAACCCAACGAAGAUAAUCAGACCUCAGGACCGGUGCACAUAUCCACCCCUCUAGCAUCCUACAAACUCAUCAACAACCUGACUGAAGCCGUCAUCGCACCCCUCAGCCUCGCUUACUCCACCACCGGCACACAUUUCUUCGCCGGCUCGAAAGACGAAAUUGCCAUCUUCGAUCUUGUCGAGACCGAUAAACCAAUUCACACAAUCCGCACCAUACCCGCCAAACGCAACAAACUCAAAGGCGGAGGUCGCGGCUUCAAAGGCCUUAUUUCCGCUUUGUCCCUCUCACCCCCCUCCUAUACAUCACACGAUGGGAUUCUAGCAGCCGGCUCCCGCACCCGCUAUAUCGGCAUCUACGACCCCAUCGGCGGCACCGAAAUAACACAUUUCUCGCUCCCAGGAACAAUCAACGGCAUCAAAUUCCGCAACGAAAACCUUCAAAGCGUCAUGGGCGACGGCGUCACAUCCCUAAAAUGGAGCCCUUGCGGCAAAUACCUCUACGUCGCGGAACGCAGUUCAGACGUCCUCCUCAUCUACGACGUCCGCAAUUUCUCGCUCACCCUGGGGUACUGUGCGGGUAGACAAGCGCUCACUCGUCAGAAACUGGGGUUUGAUGUGUGGAAUGCGGGACAGAGUCCGUAUGAUUCUGCCGGUCCACAAACAUACCCGCUACCCCGUCAAGGUCUAGAAGACCUCGGGAUAUAG
Molecule: messenger RNA, 1335 nt
Organism: Alternaria conjuncta
Lineage: Eukaryota; Fungi; Ascomycota; Dothideomycetes; Pleosporales; Pleosporaceae
Exons: 2
Coding region: 1-1335 (444 amino acids)
Molecular function (GO): protein binding
Source: RefSeq, a predicted model, not a curated record